AGUAAAAGUAGUUUAGGUGGCUAGGUUUGUUUAGAAAUCUCUCUAUAUCGGAAAUUUGCUUUAACCUCUAAGUGGUUGGAUAAAAUAAGAAAUUUAACGAUGCCUGCGUUUACGGUGAAUGUGAAAUGGGGAAAGGAAAAUUUCAAAAACAUUGAGAUUAAUACCGAUGAAGAGCCGAUGUUGUUCAAAGCACAACUGUUUGCCUUGACUGGCGUCCAGCCAGAUCGACAAAAAGUGCUUUGCAAAGGAAUCAAUCUGAAGGACGAAGAAUGGAAUAUGCCGAUAAAGAAUGGCACGACUCUAUUAUUACUUGGAACGAAGGAAGAAGUUCCGCAGGAGCCGGUGGAAAAACCGAAAUUUAUAGAGGACAUGAAUGAAAGCGAAAUUGCCACGGCUUUUGAUACCCCUGCCGGAUUGGUGAAUUUGGGCAAUACGUGCUACAUGAACGCUACUUUACAAUGUCUGCGUUCGGUACGCGAGUUGCGUGAAGCAUUAAAGGAAUACAAGGAAGAUCCGAGCGGGAGCACUGGAAUGGCAGGUCUAGCAUCACCACAGGCCAUCACCUCGUCGAUGAAAACGUUGUUCGACGACAUGGAACGUAGAAAUGAUUCCAUCACGCCAGCGUUGUUCUUGCAGAGGUUGCACAUUGCUUUUCCAAAUUUUUCACAAACCGGGGAAAAUGGUACUUAUCGCCAGCAAGACGCCAAUGAAUGUUGGUCAGAGCUUUUGAAGAUGUUGCAACAAAAACUUCCAGCUCAAAAACGGUCUGGCGAGCUAACUGUGAAACACAGCUCAUUUAUUGAUCAGUGGUUUGGUGGUUCAUUCGACGUUGAAAUGAAAUGUACCGAGGCCGAAGAAGAACCCGCAAGUAAAUCAAAGGAAAAUUUCCUUCAACUAAGCUGUUUCAUAUCCACGGAAGUUAAGUACAUGCAUUCGGGUUUGAGGCUGAGACUAAAGGAACAAUUGACAAAGAUGUCCCCGUCACUCGGCCGAGAUGCUAUUUACUCAAAAACGUCGUUGAUCAGUCGCUUGCCAGCCUACCUGACUGUACAGUUCGUUCGGUUCCAGUAUAAAGGCAAGGAAGGAAUCAACGCUAAAGUGCUGAAGGAUAUUAAGUUUCCCCUGGAAUUCGAUGCAUUUGAGCUAUGCUCUUCGGAAUUGCAGGAAAAGCUUUCGCCAAUGCGAACCAAGUUCAACGAGGUUGCAAACGCCGAAGUAGAACGCACACUUCAAGGAAAAAACAAAUCGAAAGCCGAUCUAGAAAAAGAGAAACCUAAGACUGUUGCCCAGCCGUACUGCUUUGAAGAUGAUCUUGGUAGUAACAACAGCGGUUACUACACACUGCAGGCCGUUCUUACGCACCAGGGUCGAUCAAGCUCGUCCGGACAUUACGUUGGCUGGGUGAGACAGAAGGAGGAUCAGUGGAUUAUGUUUAACGACGAUCAUGUUUCGCCGGUGGACGCGGAAUCCAUCUUGAAGCUGUCCGGCGGCGGCGAUUGGCACUGCGCGUAUGUGCUUUUGUAUGGGCCGAAAAUUCUGGAACUGCCAGUGGACAUGUUGGGCAAGGAUGCGGGUGGUGACGUGCAGCAGAAAGAAGAUCAGCAAGCACCAGCUUCAGGAGAUCAUAUGUCCGUUGAUUAGUUUAUAUUCCAUUGGAAUUUUGUUUGUUUCGUCUGUGUCGUCUAUGGUGCGCGAUGUCUCGGCUAUUGUAAAAUAUGGCCCAUUUACCGUGCGAUCCCGGAAACGCGACACGAAAGAGGAUGAUGUAGUUUCUGGUGCUACCGCGAUGCGAAAGAACCAUAUACAGAUUUGAAAGAACCGAGAUGAGUGAGCGAAGAAGAAAAAAAACGAAUGAAUAAAUAAAUAUU
Messenger RNA from Anopheles nili, 1868 nucleotides. It is a transcript of the gene Usp14, whose product is annotated as ubiquitin carboxyl-terminal hydrolase 14. The transcript is spliced from 8 exons. Lineage: Eukaryota; Metazoa; Arthropoda; Insecta; Diptera; Culicidae. Gene Ontology annotation, biological process: regulation of proteasomal protein catabolic process; protein deubiquitination; proteasome-mediated ubiquitin-dependent protein catabolic process. The record is from RefSeq and is a predicted model, not a curated record. Bases 100 to 1641 code for a protein of 513 amino acids. Gene Ontology annotation, molecular function: protein binding; cysteine-type deubiquitinase activity; proteasome binding.